UUUAAGUGCAGUAUAAAAAGCAUGCUCACAGCUAUCACAGUAAAACGCGGAGUGAACUCUGGAUAUCAAGAGGACUAUCUUUUUGGAGGUAAACCAUCGAGCACCUGGAACUUCCAAAGCCUUUUAUUCUCUCAAUUAACCGGACGCUGUGGACCCUGAAGCUCAAGCAUCCUACAUCAGAUUAAUGAGUCACCAAGAUAAAGCAAUGGACGUUGAGUCCCUCCAGAAAAGUGGCCGGCGCCGUGGAAGCUGCCUGGACGUUUUUCUCGUUGUGUCAAUCAUGUUUUUGCUUGUGGCUGUGACGGCUCUGGCUGGCGGCGGAGUGAUGGUGGUCAUGAAUCUGCGGUCCGAGCUGGUGACCCCGCGUAUUUCAUCUGAUUCCAAGACAUCAGAGCUGAUAGGAGACCAACCUGACUCAGCAUACAAGACACAGAACUUUGCCUAUCUGGAAGCCACCUCAAGCACGCUACAGACCUCCACCAUGCAAUUGGCUCCAGUCGAUUAUGCUGCUGGGAAGUCUGUGGGAAGCAAAUUCGAGUUUGAUAAGGAUACGCAUUGGCUGAAGGCCAAACAGGUGGGGACCUACUUCAUAUACAUCAAUCUCAACCUCACCUGCAACUACCAAUGUAAUGCGGGACUCCUCAGUGUGAGUUUGGGCGAUAAACUCACCUGCGAGGUGGAGCUUCCAGUUCAUGCAGACACAACACCUGUGAGCAGGAAGUGCUGGACAGUGAGCUGGUUGGACGGGCAGAAACUGCUCACUCAGAUGACCGUACCAAAGGGAGAUCUGCAGAACUGGAGACUGGAACUGCAAAGCUCAGGAAUUGGGAUGUUCCUCGUGGACUAAUGUUGACACUGCACUGCCUGCAUGUGUGUGAUCUUUGGGUCUUAACUAAAGUCUUUUCUAUGUGUCCAACAACAUGAAAAUGGGCCUACUCCAGUGCACAUUUCAAAGCUUUAUCCAGAUUUCUUGCAAACUAAGGCAAGGAAGCUUGGCAGGACUUUAAGGAGAAGUUGCACUUUUUAUGCAAACUGCAUCUGGAAAACACAAUUGCAUAUUUUUGUAUAAAUAUGUAUAUGAUAUAUUUAUUUGAUAAUGAAACUAUUUAUGUAUCUAUAUUUAUACUUUUUGUUUUGAAUAGAAAUGUAUUAUGAAGUAGAUAUCACUACAUUAGUAUCGAUGUACAAUACACUGCUAGUUUAAUCAGCCUAUAUUGGGUUAUAAUACUUCUGUUUUGCUCUGUUUCUUAUUUUAUAAGUUACUCAGGGCAUAAAGCUGAGUGUUAAAAUAAAAUGUGAGAGAAUAAUUCUGCUCGGAAACCCCAACAAGUUCCUCAGGGAUUUCAUUUAGAUCUAGUGAGUUUGAAGUGGAGGUCUUAUGAGAAGGGUCUCUGUGAUGAAAUCAUGACCACAUUACUAAAGUAUCUUUAAUAUGUGGACUCAUGAAUGAGAAAAUGUUUUGUUUUUGAAAGAUAUGUAAGUCCUAUGGACAAAUUGCACAUUGUUGAAUUUUUUCCAUUUAUCCAUAUUAAACUUGGAUAUUUUGCUCUGAAAAAUAAUGAGCAGUGUGAAAGUGAUUGCGUCAAUGUUUCAAGUGGAUUAUAGGAAAUGUACAUGUGUGAGGGAAAGUUCCCUACAGUUACGCAGCCUAUUCUGGGAACUCGAUGUACAUCACUUCCUGUUUAUUUACCAAACAGUGUGGUUUGAAAAAAAACCAUCUAUAUAGGCCAGGCAACAAAACUAAAUUACACCUCCUGUCUGAUAUUGAAGUUGUAACAAAUAUUCCCUGUUAUUUUGAUAUACAAGUCACGCUCACACAAGAAGGGUAUGCUCCAACAAUUUAGUCUAAAAUAAAAUAUGACUUCUUAAGAA
Messenger RNA from Eleginops maclovinus (Patagonian blennie), 1872 nucleotides. RefSeq lists its product as uncharacterized. The transcript has 3 exons. Gene Ontology annotation, molecular function: protein binding. Lineage: Eukaryota; Metazoa; Chordata; Actinopteri; Perciformes; Eleginopidae. The record is from RefSeq and is a predicted model, not a curated record. Bases 185 to 847 code for a protein of 220 amino acids.